This is a messenger RNA of Liolophura sinensis, 917 nucleotides long. RefSeq names its product ubiquitin-conjugating enzyme E2 variant 2-like. Lineage: Eukaryota; Metazoa; Mollusca; Polyplacophora; Chitonida; Chitonidae. The transcript is spliced from 4 exons. The coding region runs from base 81 to 530 and encodes 149 amino acids. The record is from RefSeq and is a predicted model, not a curated record.
UUACAACAUUACCAAAAUGUACAGUUUUUAAAUGUCUCGUUUGAGCGUUAAUUAGGGUGAUUUCAGCGACCAACACCAGGAUGAAUAUGGCGGCUGCAAACAGUUCUCAAAGCAGCACGGUUGUGCCUCGUAACUUCAAACUGCUGGAGGAAUUAGAGGAUGGUCAGAAGGGCGGUGGAGACGGAAACAUCAGCUGGGGGCUGGCUCAGGACGAUGACAUCACCCUGACCUCAUGGAAUGGCAUGAUUAUAGGACCAGGCCGGACAAUAUUUGAUGGCAGAGUGUAUGAACUUACUUUGGAAUGUGGCGAAAGAUACCCAGAUGACCCUCCUUUAGUACGAUUCAAAACUAAAAUCAAUUUGUCUUGUGUCAAUAAGGAAACUGGACUGGUGGAUAGAGGAAAGGUGCCUGUGUUAAACAGCUGGCAGAGAAAAUAUUCAAUUAAGACUGUUCUGACAGAACUCCGGAAAAUAAUGACGCUGAAGGAAAAUAUAAAGCUACCCCAGCCACCUGAUACCAGCUCCUUUUGAAGAGAAAUGCAAUUUAAAUUCUGUGGGAGGCUGCGUCGAGUAGAGAGGAGAGGGCAGAGGAGUGGUCUGUGUGACAUGAAGGCCCCGGUGUGGGGCAUGAGAACAGGGGCACAGGGGGACUCUAUACUUCAACAGUCCAUUUUCUCACCAUGAUUUUGUCACACAUAUUAACAAAGUUUAAAAUGUCUUUUAUUGUAAGAAUGGAAAGCUUCUCGUGAUGCCUUUGACCUGUAUGUGAGAAGUGUACAAAAGGCUACACUUGAGAUUCAUCUGAUGUCGCAGCUGUUUUUGUUUCUUACUAUGUGAAGCCUACAUUGAGAAAGUCCACAAAUCAGCCUGAUACAGAUGACACAUAACCUAUUUAGUAAAUUAUACUCUCUUUCAUAA